UGCUGUACAUGUCGCUCUAAAGAAACGGCCCAGAGGGUCUCGCAUAGCUGUCCGACCUUCCUUCUUCCCUUCCCGCGUAAGUUUGUCUGACUCAGUCUGCGUGUCCUCAAAUGGCGCCAGCAAGCCCGCAGACUGCUUCAGACCCUCUUCUAUCUGGUCAUCAGUGCAGCCAGUGAUACCCUUGAGCAUCUGACGCCACGUCAGCAGCUCCACAGAGAGGUACUCGUACCUCCCUGUCCUCACUGUUGAGAUGAUGCUUCCUCCUCCUCCUCCUCCUUCUGGCGCCUCAGAAAAUUAUACUCUUCCGCGACGUUCUUUAGCAGCAUUAUCUGGUUGAACAAGCGGCGGUUGUCCUGGAAGUUCUCCCAUUGCUCCUUGGCCACUCCCUCUGCAGCGCACAUGCACACACAAAGACAGACAAAGGCACCCAUGUGGCACUCUGUCGUCGUGUGUGCGCAUUUCUCUGUCUGUGCAGGUGCUUGUGUGUGUCGUUCUCCCUCCCUCCCUCCCUCCCUCCCUGCCUCUCUGUGUGUGUGAGGUGCAUGCGUACCAGGGCGCGGUGCGGAGAAGGGUGCUUGGUACAGCGUAUUGAGUUGCUGAUUGGUGGACAGAAUGCGCUGCAUGAGGAAUUUGCGAGUGUCGGGAUCCUUCUCCUGCUCGAGCUGCUGCUGUACUUCUGCCUUUUCCUGCUCGACUUUUGCCCGUUCCUGCUCCAGCGCCGCCUGCGCUUCCCGAAGCUCCUUGAUGAGCUGAUCCUCAGGCUGCUUACGCGCGAGAUCGAUCUGCUGCUCCAGUUCUGCCCUCUCCUGCUCGAGUGCCGCCAGAAGCUCCUUGAUGAGACUGUCCAGCUCGGCAGGGGUGGUGGUACCGGCGUCAUUGGUCACCUGCACCCACCACACACACAGUCAGGUGCCUGCGUCAGUCAUCGGUCGCCUGGCCUCCCUCUCCCACCGACCCACCAUGAGUGCAGUGGAGCCACGGAGCCGCCGGCGUCGAUGGGGAGUGGACGAAGAUGACUGCACCACGACGGUAGGCAGAGGCAGGGCGGCCAUCCACUCAGUCGGCUCGGCUCGCCGCACGUCCAGCUGCUGCUGCUGGCCACCAGAGUGGGCACCCACAUGCCGCAGGUGGCGAACGGCAUGGCCCAGGGGAGGCACGAAUGCGACGACGGCAGUGGCCCAUUCUCCCAGUAGCACCAGCAACAGGAGCAUGGUCUAUGCGCCUGCAAUUAGCGUCACACAGACACACACAUAAUGUGGUGACUGGAUGCCUCGCGCCCCUCUCACCCCUGACAUUCCUGUCACUUGUGAGUCACCAGUCUGAUUGUUUGAGUGGCGGGCGAACAGCCUAGGCGAAACAGACCAAUCUGACGCUCACACACCGAUGUCAGCGAGGCUCACAGUUCGGUGUGGUCUGCCUCGGUACCUGACGCUGGUGGACGGGCGGCAGCGGAGGUCCUCACUGAAGGGCUGCACAGAAAUGGGAGCAGAGCGACAGCUGAUGAAUCCUCAAGCAUGCUGCCUAGAGAUUUUCGAGUUCCUCACCUUCCUGGAUGCUCAGAUCGGCAGGAUCCGCAG
Vitrella brassicaformis is the source of this 1577-nucleotide messenger RNA. The record is from the annotation of a GenBank genome assembly. Lineage: Eukaryota; Vitrellaceae.